Messenger RNA from Temnothorax curvispinosus, 2636 nucleotides. RefSeq lists its product as uncharacterized. The transcript is spliced from 7 exons. NCBI's taxonomy places the organism in Eukaryota, Metazoa, Arthropoda, Insecta, Hymenoptera, Formicidae. The record is from RefSeq and is a predicted model, not a curated record. Gene Ontology annotation, cellular component: membrane. The coding region runs from base 604 to 1473 and encodes 289 amino acids.
CCCGAGGCUACGAGUCCAUCCCCACCUGGGGUCCGGUUCUCUCUCCUUGCUCUCUCGGCCGGCUCUCCGGCUGGCUUUCCUUCGAGGUGAGUCGGGAGCGAGUCGAGUCGAGUCGAGCCGUUAGUAUCGUUGCCGUUGCGACAGGAACGGUGGUGCAUGUGUGAUGUGCAUCGCGGCGGAGCGCGCAUCCUGAAGGACGGCGGAAGAUAUCGCGGAUACCAGGCACGGAGGUACACCCGGAGGUCCCCCAGUCGAACCCUCCCCUUUCCCCCCUUUUUCGCACCCCCUCGGUGCGAUCCCGCGGGAUUCGUGAGAGUCGUGCGCGCGCGCGCGCGCGCCCCCCGCGUUCUCCAAAAUCCGCCGAAGUGUGGUCCAGCUCUCCUCCUCGCGGUGCGCUCUUCGUGGCAGCCUCUCCUUCCUCGUGUGCGCGCUGAUGCCCACGUACAUCGACCACCACGUAAUCGCGGUGAGUGCGAGGUGAAGCUAACGGAAGAGACGGGAGAGAGAGAGAGAGAGAAAGAAGGUGAGAAGACCGAGAGGGGCCCCGUCGACGACGAAGAGGAGAGAAAGGAAGAGAGAAGAUACCGAAGAUAAAAUACCAAGAUGCCGUGCUCCGCGGUGACGCUGUCUCUUGCCACCAUAACCGGUAUAAUCGCCACUGCCCUCCUGGCGAUCGCCUUCUCCACGGACAACUGGCUCUACACCGAGGUCAAGCGCGCUCAGAUCCAGCAAUACGCGAGCAAGCAUGCCGAGCAGAGCCACUUGGUGGAGCAAAUGAACACGAAGUACUAUUAUUACACGAGGACUCAGGGUCUAUUUAGGAUAUGCUAUCCCAAAGAGAGGCCACCGACAGUUGAAACUUAUUUGAGCCCCGUGGAGACGCAUUGCAUGAAUAUCGAUUAUUUCAUUCCCGAUGAAGAAAAUCAAACGAGGGGCUUCUCCGACGACGCAAUGGCACGAUUACAUAUGGGGAGAUCCGUGAUAGCUCUGUUCAUGGUCGGCUUUCUCGCGAUAUUUUCGGCAUUCUGGACGGGAGUAGUGGGUUGCUGGAGAAGAUCACCAGGAAAUAUCACGGCCACGGCAAUUCUGAUGUUAUUCGCCUGCCUGCUAAGUGCUGGCGGUAUGGGCCUGUGGCACGGCGUCGAGUAUUAUGAAAAAGAGAAAAUCGUCGGGGAAGAAUAUUAUCAGCAAUGGAGCAACGUUUUAAGGGACAACGCGGCUCAGUGGUACGACUGGUCGUUUUACCUCGCCUGGCUGGGGGUGGCUACGUGUCUGGGCACAAUGACGCUAUUCCUGAUCGCGGCAUCCUGCCUGAGAAGGGAGCGUGCCCGCGAGCAGGCCCAGAACGUUCAGUACAUCAUGCCAGUGUACCCGCAGAAGCAGCAGUACGCGUACGCCGGAUAUCCGGCACCGGCGGCGGCGUAUCCGGGACCGUAUUAUCACGGUUCCCAGUACGGGCCCUACAACUACUGAAGAAACUCGGCCGAUCGGCAUCGAUGGAAAGAAAGUGUCCCGGGCGCGCCAGUGCUCGUCGCUAGCAACGAAAAUUCGCGUUUCACUUAGCAGAACGAGGACCAAAAGUAACUCAACACACGGAAUUCGAGAGACUCGCCGAGGUCGAUCCGUCGAUCGCGCUUCGCGACGCAGAGGAUCUGUCGAUCCGAAGCGAUCGCGCGUACCGUCGACCUCAAACGUAAAUUUAUAUUUACCCGCAAUUCAAAAUCCGUGGCUCCGGAUAUUACGCGAGAUUAUGAUCACGCCAUGAGAUUCUUCAAAAUACAAAAGCUCUUUAUUUCUUCCCGCGAUAGACCGAUCGUUUGACUCCAUCCGACCGGAAGCAAGAACCCGGGCAGCGCAAAAGUCCGAAAGACCCUGAGGUCCAAAAGAAGCCCGAGAAAUGAGAGGGAAUGUUUCUUUGGACUCUCUUACCGCGUCUUUCGGACGUUUGCGUUGCCCGGGAAGGCCGACUUGCGCGAGACGGUUGCUCAAAAUACGCGUACUUUACAUUUUAGGAGCGAGAUUACUUAGUAUUUUUCCAGUUCGAUAAGUAAGAUAUCGAUCGUCUCUCACGCAUCUUUCCCGCGCGUGUUGCUCGCGAGGGCGAUGAAUUCGCCGCGCUCGCGAGUGCGACACGCGUUUCCAUCGGGCUCCGAUGAUCGGUUUCACCGAGCUUUCUCGAGUCCCCAUUAACGUGCGUUACAUCGACGGCUCAUUCAUCACGGUAACGGCAAAAAAAGAGAGGGACCCCGACGGAAAACGCAGUCGGGCGAUCACCGCCGCGGAUUUAACGGACGUUACCGGACGUUACUCCGUCUCGAUGAAACUCGGUAAAAACAGUCGUGAGCAAGUUGUAACUGAUUCGAUCGACCACGUCGAUUGAAUUUAGAUCCGCGAAGCUUGGCUCGCGUUGACGCGCCGCGCGUUUACUAUUAUUUAUUUAACGCGAACGAAGCUCAAGUUUCUCUCACCCGCGAGGAGGGAGAAAUGUCGUCGAGUCGCGCGAGCGAAGCGCAAAAAGGACACGAAUACGAAAACAUCACGUUCAUGAACGCUCUCGCCUUCCUUGGUAGUACCAAAUAUUAAAUAAAUAUCCCGACUAUAUACGUAUAUAUAAAAGCAAGUAUCGCGAUUUCGCA